GGAAAGUGCAGAAAGCUCUGAGCACAGUUUAUCAACAGCAACACACUACCUACUUAGAAUAAUAGAGACGCAGGUUUUGCAAAUCUGAGGAGCCCUACGGCAGCAUUUCCUUCCAGAUUUGGCAUGAAAAGACGCUUCCUUCCAUUGAGAAGGGGCUUUUGUCUUUAUUGUCUUUAUAAACAGCACGAGGUGGAGGGAGUCCCCCGCGAGUGCUGAUCAACAACAGAUCUGAGCCCAUAGACACAAAGGUCCUGUUCAGUGCUGGUGUGCAAGAAAUGGAGGUGGCCACCAGAUCUGCUGCCAGCUUCCCUCACUUGCUGCCUGAUGGCCAAGUGCUCCAUGGGCAGGGUCAGGCGAGGGGCAAGCCAGCCAGGCCAGCGGCGCUGGCCAGCAGCCCCAGCCCUCUUAAAAUACCCAGGCGUGGGCCUCUCUUUUGCCGUUGCGGCAAGGAGCUGCCGAGGAGCGAUUUUUUUGGGACCAGCUGGCACCCUGACGCUUCCAGCCAGCGGCCCCAGUCCACUCGCCCGGCGUUCGCCAGGGCUGAGGGACAGGCAGGCAGGGAGGGGGGUCGGAAGCAGCGGGGGAGCAUAGGGGCCACAGCGCGGGAGCGGCGGCAGGUGCGCGCAGCAGUCAGCGUGGUGCAGGACGUGGUGACUGAAACGGGCGGGUGGGGGCUGGAGGAGGUGCGGCGAAGGUUUGAGGCACUGGCGGACGGGCAGAGCAAGUACCGGCUGCUGCUGCAGUAUGCGGCGGGGCUGCCGCGGUUGGGGGAGGGGGACAAGACGGCGGACAACAGGGUCAUGGGCUGCACCGCACAGGUCUACGUGACAGUGUGUCUGGAUGAUGCUGGCCUGGUCCAGCUGGGGGGCGACAGCGACAGCGAGCUCAGCCGGGGGCUAGUGGCCGUACUGGUGGCUGCCCUAGGGGGCCGCCCCCCCGCUGAGGUGCUGGCUGUCCAGGAGGACGCUCUGGCGGGCCUGCAGCUGGGGUCCGCCGUCACGUCCCGCUCUCGCAUCAAUGGCUUCUACAACAUGCUCCAGAGCAUCCAGCGACGCACGCGCGCCGCCGUAGCCGCUGCCGCGGGGGAGGCUCCCCCAGCCCCCUUCCCCUCCCUGCUGAUCACAGCAGGGGGAGAGGCGGUGGAGGCGCAGGGCGAGUUUGCACGCGCGCAGGCGGAGUACCUGUCCCCCGACCCUGCCGCGGUGACAGAGCUGGUAAACCUGCUGCGCGAGAAAAAGAUUGGCGUGGUGGCGCACUUUUACAUGGACCCCCAGGUGCAGGGGGUCCUGGCGGCCGCCGCGCGGCAGUGGCCGCACAUCCACAUCAGCGACAGCCUGGUCAUGGCCGACCGUGCCGUCAGCAUGGCGGCCGCGGGGUGCGAGCGGAUCGCAGUGCUGGGGGUGGACUUCAUGAGUGAAAACGUGCGCGCGAUCCUGAGCCGUGGGGGCUACCCCGAGGUGCCGGUGUACCGCAUGGCCGCGGAGCACAUUGGGUGCAGCCUGGCGGAGGCGGCAGAGAGCCCCGCGUAUGUUGACUUUCUGGAGGAGGCGGCGGGGACGCCGGGCAGCCUGCACGUGAUCUACAUCAACACGAGCCUGGGCACCAAGGCGGAGGCGCACGCGCGCGUGCCGACCAUCACGUGCACCUCCUCCAACGUGGUGCAGACAGUGCUGCAGGCGUUUGCGCAAGUCCCAGAGUGCAGCGUGUACUACGGCCCCGAUACGUACAUGGGCGGCAACCUGGGCACGCUGCUGCGCCAGCUGGCCACACAGAGCGACGAGGACGUGGCCAAGGUGCACCCCGCGCACACGCAGGCCUCCAUCCGGGCGCUCCUGCCGCGCCUCCACUACUUCCAGGACGGCGCAUGCAUGGUCCACGACAUGUUUGGGCAGGCGGUGACGCAGCGCGUGCGCGCCAGCUACGGCGAUGCGUACCAGGCUGCGCACUUCGAGGUGCCGGGCGAGAUGUUCGACCUGGCGCUGGAGGCGGCGGCGCGCGGCAUGGGCAUCGUCGGCAGCACCAAGAACAUCCUGGAUUUCAUUGCGGAGCGCACGCAGGCCGCGCUGGCGGCGGGGUACGCGCAGCGGCUGCAGUUCGUGCUGGGCACAGAAGCGGGCAUGGUGACGGCCAUCGUGAACAAGGUCAAGGGGAUCCUCAAGGAAGCGCGCGCGGCUGGGAACGAUACACCGGUCGAGGUGGAAAUCGUGUUUCCCGUCAGUGCCGACGCAGUGACGGCCACGGGGGAGAACGGCAGUGGUGGCUCGGAGGCACUGGCGGGGCUGACGAUUGUGCCGGGAGUGGCGGCGGGAGAGGGCUGCUCUACAGCGGGGGGGUGUGCGUCGUGCCCGUACAUGAAGAUGAACUCGCUGGACGCGCUGCUGAUGGUGUGCCGGCGCAUCGGCACCCCCGGCGAGGCGCUGCUGGACGCUUUCCAGCCGCGCAUGGUCGACCGCACCGUGGCGGGCAAGGCCGCAGUGGACCUCGGCUCCGACUCCAUCCUGCACAUGCGCCACUUCCAGACCAACGGGAAGCUCUCAGACGAGCUGGUGGCGGACAUCCGGACACGCAACCAACAUGGAAGGCAAGGGCCGCUUUAAGCAGGGAUGGCGGUCCAGGUUUGGUACAGCCGAAGCUUGCCGGUUGAGCACAUUACUGGACCGUUAUACUGGAAGAAAUUGUUUGAUCAUGUCAGUGAGCCCUUGUCUACUAUGAAGCCCGUGGGCUCGCAAUAGAAACUUGACGACACGGUUCACUUUGAUGCGCGCACAAGAGACCUCUUAUCAGAGUAUUGCGUAGAUAGGGCCUCAAUUGCUUUGGUUACUUGGAUACUUGAAACAUUUGUUUGGGUAUCUCAAAGUCGUUGAGUGACGUUUAUCACUGAAGGGUUUUUUCGUGAGUCCACUGCAAUAUAUCAAAGGU
Molecule: messenger RNA, 2919 nt
Organism: Klebsormidium nitens
Lineage: Eukaryota; Viridiplantae; Streptophyta; Klebsormidiophyceae; Klebsormidiales; Klebsormidiaceae
Source: the annotation of a GenBank genome assembly